This is a messenger RNA of Miscanthus lutarioriparius, 672 nucleotides long. The record is from the annotation of a GenBank genome assembly. Lineage: Eukaryota; Viridiplantae; Streptophyta; Magnoliopsida; Poales; Poaceae.
AUGUGGGUGUGCACGAUCACUAGCGGCCGUUUUGAUACUGUUCUUACUAAGCUCCCAUUUCUUUCCAACUUAAUCAUGCUAGACCUUUUCGCGCUUGACCUUAAAAAUCUGAGCUUAAAUGCCUUGAUUAACAACCUUGGCAGUCUACAGAAGCUGUAUCUUUAUUCCGUCAACAUUUCAGUAAGUCCGAUCAGGUCGGUACAUUCUUCUUCUACCAAUACAACACCAAGUCUGCAAGAGCUAAGCAUAACAUAUUGUGGGUUGACUGGGAACUUCCCUUCAUGGAUAUUUCAUAUCAAAAGCUUGACAGUGCUAGAGGUAUUAGUAUCACAGAAUGAGAAUCUAUGUGGAGAGUUUCCUGAGUUCAUAGAGGGUAGCGCUUUGCAGGAAUUGAGUCUUACUGGAACCAAGCUUUCGGGAAAAAUACCAGAGUCUAUCGGUAACCUCCGAAAUCUGACUGUGUUGGACCUUUCUAAUCGCCAAUUCAAUGGCUCCAUCCCACCCUUUACUCAAUGGCCCAUGAUUGAGUCAAUUGACUUGUCAGAUGGAUACUAUGCUCUACGCAACCUAAAAAUAGUUGAUCUUAGUCACAGCUCGAUAAGUGGAGUGAUCUCUCGCAAAACAAUUUCACUGGAAAUUUUCAACUGUGUCCCAAUAUAUCUUCUAAUUUGA